GGAACACACUACUAAGUUACAAGGCCAAAAUGGGAUAGUAGGACAAUGGGACACAAUGAGCCAACGGAAAGGGGGGCAAAAGGGACGAUAUGGAACAAGAACAAGGGGAACUUGUUUAUCCAAAGAUUUACGAGCACAGUAUGUCGCCCGGUGGGGCUUGGAGUAAUGUUUGCUAAUUAUUAACGAUAAAAAUUUAAUGCAUUAUUGGGAAAAGAAAAAUAUGUGGACUUCAAAUAUUCAUAAGGAUAUUAUAUACUUGAAUUAAUCAUUGUUGUAUGAAGUACGACAAUCUAAGGCAUCUUCGUCCUACAAGUUUUCUGCGACCGUACACCUGGCCUACGCGGACGCGCCUGAUCAAUAAUUGGCAGCAAUAUAUUUGGCAAUUGAAUAACAAUGACUUCUGACAUUUCAUAUUCUAGGACAGUUAUCCAAUCAAGAUCUUCAAUACCUAAAAUUAAGUUGAAACGAUGCUCUUGAUUGGAUAAUUGGGACCAAAUGAUGAACUACUAGAAGUCACUAUAAUUAAUUUUAGUGUAGUUUUGGCAAGAAAAGAGCGCGCCACUACAAGCUUUGAAGCUAGAACAAAGUCUCCACGCCAAGGACUGUCGUCUGUGUGCGUCGAAAAGAAUGGACUUGUGUUGAUUAAUGACAGAAUAUGUGAACCCAUUAUCACGCAUGAUUAAAUAUUUUUUUCAUUUAUUAGAGGUUAGGUUUUAACCUUACUUUCUUUCAAAUUAUCUCUGUUAGAUGUUACUAUUUGAUAGCUAGUGACGUCGAUUUGAGGACCCGUAUCUCUUCGUAAACAAGGUCCGAGUAGCUCGUAUAUUUUUGUCUGUAAGCGUGCCGUUCGGUGCCAACUUUAAUCACGAAUGAAAAGGCGUGUGUUAAGCAUGGAUUUGCCGACGACUACAGAUAAUGUUCUUGUAGAAAGAAACAGGGAACCGCUUGGAAUUAGUCUCAUAAAUCCCUAUGCAGUUGGAAAAAGGGACCGUAGUGACAUUGUUGCAUUAGCAGAAGAAAUUUCCAAGGCUGACACAUUUGUACAAGCUACAACAUGUAGCAAACUGCAAAUAAUUGCAGAACAGAUGCGAUUCUUACAACAACAGGCACUACAUGUUCUCUCAGAGGCUAAAGAAAGUUUUGAACUGAAUCAUGCAGCUUGCAACUUCAGAAAAAUUCCAGGGCACACAUAUCAUCUGUAUAAGAGAGAAUCUGGACAAACAUAUUUUUCUAUGUUAUCACCUCAGGAUUGGGCUCAGCAGGGUGGACCACCUCACAAAUACAUUGGUGCUUACCAUUUGAAGGAGGAUUUGACAUGGAUUACCGAAGGAAAGUUACAACAGAGUUCAUUCAACUUUAGCGAUAUUGCUAAAAUGGGCUUGUUACCAACUGGUAAUAUUAGGCAGCAACAGAUUGAAGCAAUUACUGAAAAAAUGGACUGUUAAUGUAUAGGCAUAUAUAAUAAAAUAAUGAGUGGUACUUACUGGGAUCCAUAAAAACAAUCCAAAGAAUUUCUUUAUUAUACAAAACACAUUGAAAAUAAAAUAUACCUUUGAAAAAAUUUAUUGUUACAUUACUUACAAAGUUACAACUUGUAUACUAAUGUUUUAAAUUUACUAACAAAUAGCACGAGGUCAUGUUGGAUUUACCCGAUGAGUUUGCUUAGGUAUCCUAAGAGUUUCUGUAUCUCCAACAGUCACUUCA
Messenger RNA from Gryllus bimaculatus (two-spotted cricket), 1704 nucleotides. The record is from the annotation of a GenBank genome assembly. NCBI's taxonomy places the organism in Eukaryota, Metazoa, Arthropoda, Insecta, Orthoptera, Gryllidae.